AUGGUCGUUGUCUCGUUUCUACAGCUGAUAUCACUAUUACUACUACUGAUCUGUUGCACAAUCGGAAAAGGAGAAGGAGAUGUUAAUCGUCAGCGACGACAAGGAGUCGAUGGAAAUAAUCUUAAUACAGGUAUUUUAUCAAGAAACUCGGAUAGAUUCAUAUCUUCGAAUAAUGUUCAAUUUAUUCCAUCGAAUAAUCCAAAUAUGGCUGUCUCUAAUGAUCGAAAUAAUCAACAGCAAUCAAAUAAUAAUUUAUUAGCAUCAUCUCAAGGACAAGCACCAAUAGUUCGCAGUCGUGGUUUUUAUGAUAGUCCAGCAUUUAAACCACCAUCAUUUUCUGGUGAAAAACCAGUCGGUUGGUUCGAUACAAAAUAUCCAAAUUGGGUAUCAAAUCAGAAUGGACAAUUAGAUCAGAAUAAUGUGGUUAAUGGAAAAAAUGGAGCACCAAGCAGUCUUCAAGGCAAAUUUAUUCAACCAAACAGAGAAGAUGGUGGACCAGCGCUUCUUCAAAAAGUAGCUAAACAUUAUGCCAGCAAAGGUGACAAAGCAUAUAAUUUCGAUGGCCAACAUGGUCGUGGCUCUGUUUGUUAUAAUGAUCAAAAUUAUAAUGGAUAUACAUUUGGUAAAUUUCGAUGUCCAUUACCAGCCAGUACUGGUAUGAAUCAACACGAUGAAUAUUGUUGUGGAUCUGCAAAUUAUCAAUAUUGUUGCAAUGCACAAGAAUUCCGUCAAGGUCAAAAUGAUGUAUUUGAUAAUAAUCGUCAUUCGAGACAUUAUCAUCAUUCACGAACAUUAAAUCGAGCUCUUGCUGUUAUAUUACCUUUUGUUGGUAUUCUUGUGAUAGCAGGUGCUGGUAUUAUUAUCUUUUUCUAUUAUAAAAAACUUCAAAAAGAACACAAUAAACAUAGUAAAUCAUCUGCUGUUACUCGAUUGAAUGAUAAUUAUUCAGCCAUUCCUCAAGAUGCACCCGUUGAAAGACCGAUAGUUAAUCAACAUGAACAGCAAAAUACUUCUGUUCAAGCUUAA
Molecule: messenger RNA, 1026 nt
Organism: Rotaria sp. Silwood1
Lineage: Eukaryota; Metazoa; Rotifera; Eurotatoria; Philodinida; Philodinidae
Source: the annotation of a GenBank genome assembly